UUUUCCAUCCUGCAUUGUUACCCUCCUCUACGCUCCUGGUGCAACGCGGAAUCCCCUUCCGAUAGCUAGGUCUCGAACCCUGGAGAUGGGAUUUGACCCCAGACUCCCCCUCAGAGGCGUCCAACCGGCCAUGUGGUUCACAUGGGAUGUUUCCUGUAGGCAUGCCAGUUCGGGCCCAAUGAAUGCCGAUUUCGUCCAUCCGCAAGCAGAUCACCAAGGUCUGCAUCUCCCCCAAGAUCCACGCUGCAACGCAGACGGGCAGCGGCUUUGGUCAAUCAUGAUUGGCCCUGGCGGCAAUACAAAAAUGCAGCUGCACCAGACCAGCCACCACACCACCGCCGGAAUGAGGAUAUUCGGCCUGCUUUGACCCGUGAUGAUUGGCUGGAGACGGCUGCCGGCCGGCUACCCCACACUUCUCCCCUGAGCCAAUUUUCCCUCAAAUGAUACGACACCGGCCGUCUACCCCGGCUAAUCGUGGGUUGUCUGGGGUUUAAACUGUCUAGGGCCGCUCAGUUCCGUCGUGGUGUGGUUGGAAGAGGCGGCAAAUCGCUAGCUGCACAGCUACACGAGACAAAUAUGGCACUCGAUCGACAGCCCAUCAGACUUUUCUGCCUGUCUUCCCAUAAAGUUCCAGUGGUCCAACCGAUGGUGGCGGCGGCAUCUCCUCCCCAAGGUCAAACAGGUAGCCAAAGACCCAGGCUAAACCAGACCGUCCCCGACUUGGACUGAUCCGGACACCGGCAUACCGGCUCGUCGUUCCAACACAUCAUGUCCCGCCAGCAUGGCUCAGAGACGUCCGGCCCCGACCAGGGCGACCAAUCUUCCCAUCUGCACUACCAGUCCCCCGCGUCCGGGUGGGCUGAGGCCCUGCCAAUCGGCAACGGGCGGCUGGGGGCCAUGGUCUAUGGUCGAACAGGGACCGAACUCGUCCAGCUGAACGAGGACUCGGUCUGGUACGGCGGCCCGCAGGACAGGACUCCAAAGGAUGCCCUCCGCCACUUGCCGAAACUCCGUCAGCUCAUCCGAGAUGAAAGGCACGCCGAGGCCGAGUCUCUGGUCCGUGAGGCCUUCUUCUCGACGCCCGCGAGCAUGCGGCACUAUGAGCCGCUGGGCACUUGCACCAUCGAGCUCGGCCAUGCCGUCGAAGACGUGACGGGCUAUCGCCGGCACCUGUGCCUCAACACAGCACAGACGACAGUAGAGUACCAAAGCCGAGGGGUCUCUUACCGUCGUGAUGCCAUAGCCAGCUUCCCAAACAACGUCCUGGCCUUUAGGGUGACGGCCUCCGAACCAACGCGGUUCGUGGUGCGACUCAACCGCGUCAGCGAAAUUGAGUGGGAGACGAACGAAUUCCUCGACAGCAUCGAAGCAAACGACGGACGGAUCGUGUUGAACGCGACGCCUGGUGGUCGAAACAGUAACCGGCUCUCCAUCGUCCUUGGAGUUGCUUGUCACGAUGCUCAAGGCUCCGUGGAUGCUAUCGGCAACUCCUUGGUGGUGAAGUCGUCGUCAUGCACGAUCGCCAUUGGUGCCCAGACGACGUAUCGAACACUCCAUCCUGAGACGGUUGCCACCGAAGACGUAAGAAAGGCAUUGGACCUCCCGUGGGACGACUUGAUCAGACAACAUCGGAGCGACUAUCAGAGCCUCUUCGGACGAACCGCCCUUCGCAUGUGGCCAGACGCCAGCCACAAUCCGACAGAUAUACGGAUCGAGAAAGGGCGUGAUGCUGGUCUCGUGGCUCUUUACCAUAAUUAUGGUAGAUAUCUACUUAUAUCGUCGAGCCGGCACGCUGAGAAGGCGCUGCCUGCGACGCUGCAGGGCAUCUGGAAUCCCUCUUUCGCUCCACCUUGGGGAUCCAAGUAUACCAUCAACAUCAACCUCCAGAUGAACUACUGGCCAGCUGGGCCUUGCAACCUCGUCGAAUGCGCCAUACCCGUCCUCGAUCUGCUGGAGCGCAUGGCCGAGAGGGGACGGAGGACGGCGAAGACCAUGUACGGGUGCAGAGGGUGGUGUGCGCACCACAACACAGACAUUUGGGCAGAUACGGACCCCCAAGAUCGAUGGAUGCCUUCGACCAUCUGGCCUCUCGGAGGAGUCUGGCUGUGUAUUGACGUAUUUGAGAUGCUGCAGUAUCACCACGACGACGGCCUUCAUCGUCGAGCGGCGGCCGUCUUGGAGGGCUGCAUCGUCUUCCUCCUCGACUUCCUGAUCCCCUCGUCGUGCGGCAAGUACCUGGUCACGAAUCCUUCGCUGUCUCCCGAGAACACGUUCAUAUCGAACUCGGGCAAGGCCGGUAUUCUUUGCGAGGGAUCCAGUAUCGACACGACCAUCAUCCGUAUCGCGUUCGAGAAGUUCCUCUGGAGCAAUAGCAUGCUAGGGACAAACGAUUCAUUGUGCAGCAAGGUGAAGGAAGCACUUGGCAAGCUGCCCGAACUGAUGACCAACGCCCAUGGAUUAAUCCAGGAAUGGGGCCUAAAGAAUUAUGAGGAGCUGGAACCGGGCCACCGACAUGUGUCUCACCUGUUCGGUCUCUACCCGGGGGAAAGUAUCAGCCCGCGCAGGACGCCAGAGCUGGCUGCCGCCGCCAAACGCGUCCUUGAGCGACGAGCGGCGCAUGGCGGAGGCCAUACGGGAUGGAGUCGAGCGUGGCUACUGAACCUUCACGCCCGGUUGUUGGACGCCGAUGGCUGCGGUCAACACAUGGACAUGUUGCUGAGCAGCUCGACGCUGGCGAACAUGCUCGAUAACCAUCCGCCAUUCCAAAUCGACGGCAACUUUGGCGGAUGCGCCGGUAUCCUCGAGUGUUUGGUACAGUCCAGCGUGUUGCCCAGUGCUUCGAAGCCCGCAGUGGUCGAGAUACGACUGUUGCCAUCGUGCCCCCUGAGCUGGGCUGAGGGCGAGCUCACACGUGGCUGCACCAAGGGCGGUUGGCUGGUGUCGUUUAUGUGGCGAGCUGGCAGCAUUGUCGAGCCAGUUAUGGUAGAGAGCCCUGCCACGAAGGAUGCUGAGGCUCAAAUUGUUUUCCCUAAUGGUUCUCGGACUAUUGUGUGUGGCGUUGCGCCCAAGUCAAAGCAUCAUAUCGUAAGCCAAGGAUAGCAGCGAGAUUAAUUGGUUUUUGGGGUCAUCUCGCAGCCGUGCUCGCGGCGAAACUUAUGGACCCAGUGGACGCCAACAUUGGUAGGAAGAAUGAUGGCGCCGGCUCAUGUCAUCGGUAUCAUUUCAUGACGUAUUCCAGUUUGGCCCUGGUGACGAGGUGUUCCCCAAGAGAGUUGGCAAAACCUGUAAGCUGAAUGGAGGGCCUGGAGUAUUCGAGGAUCUUGGAUACGAGAGCUCAUGUCACUGAGUUUGCGUAAGCUCCAAGUUCCAAGUUCCAAGCUCCAAGCUCCGAGUCUAGUGUAGAGAGCAAUCCCACGCUGUCUGCCGCCGCGAAAGAUGAAAACGACCCAUGGACCCCUAAAUCCCCAC
Molecule: messenger RNA, 3468 nt
Organism: Colletotrichum destructivum
Lineage: Eukaryota; Fungi; Ascomycota; Sordariomycetes; Glomerellales; Glomerellaceae
Product: Putative six-hairpin glycosidase superfamily, alpha-L-fucosidase
Exons: 1
Coding region: 769-3099 (776 amino acids)
Biological process (GO): carbohydrate metabolic process
Molecular function (GO): alpha-L-fucosidase activity
Source: RefSeq, a predicted model, not a curated record